Molecule: messenger RNA, 3238 nt
Organism: Triticum dicoccoides
Lineage: Eukaryota; Viridiplantae; Streptophyta; Magnoliopsida; Poales; Poaceae
Product: protein FAR1-RELATED SEQUENCE 5-like
Exons: 7
Coding region: 460-2115 (551 amino acids)
Biological process (GO): regulation of DNA-templated transcription
Source: RefSeq, a predicted model, not a curated record
GCUAUCCUCGUCGUUCUUUUGGGCCUUGGGAUGUGCACUCGGUCAGUGGGUGGCAGGCCUAGCGAAAGGAAUACGGCCCGGGAUACGCCUAGUAAAAGGUAGGCGUAUUCUGUGCGGCCCAUUGCUCUGGAACUGUCCCCCACACACUGCUGCUUGCACAGCGAUUAGGCCCAUGACCAUUGUUCGAAAUAGCACAGAAUCAUCGAGGAAAAAACCAGGGAAUCUCUCCAGCCCUACCAGAGUUGCGUGGAGUAAACUAGAACCACCCAACCCGUCUGCUGCUCCAGGGAAAAUAUCUGCUGCACCGCCGAGACCCAUCCAUCCCCAUCCCCAUCCCCAUCGAUCUGGCUGCACCGCGGCGACUGUGCUGCUCCGCCGAGACCUGCUCCAUCCCCAGCUGCAUCUAUUUGGGCACGUCGGCGGCAGUGCGGACGGCGGCGUCUUUCAUAGCACAGCAAGAUGUCCACCAAUGGCGUCGAGCUCGAUGGGGUGUGUGCUCCGCCCGCGGCAUGGAACAGCUGCGCCUAUCCAGUUGAGUCGCAAGAUUCGAUGAGCGUCCCAACCAUGGCGUUUGGCACCGGCGGCGACGCACAGCUAGUCGGGGAUGCAGCUAGGGCCGAGGUGUGUUCUGAAGCAACCAGUGGUUGGACACGCAGGGUGAGGAUCGGGAAAGCCCCGGAGGAAAGGGAGAUGAACCCAAAUAGGAAAUCAGCUCUUGAAUUGUCUCUGCGCGCUUAUGCUGAUAAGAAGGAUGGCCCUGUUCUCUGUCCAAGUAUUGGAACAAGCUUUGACUCUAUUGAUGAGGCUUAUGAGUUCUACAAUCUUUAUUCAUGGGAAUGUGGUUUUGGAGUUAGGCUCGCGAAAAGUAGACUGAAUGUAGAGAGGAAGAGAUGCAUGCAAGAGAUCGUGUGUGCUUGUGCGGGCAAACCAAUCAGGGAAAACAGCCGCUCGUCCAGGUGUGGCUGCAACGCCAUGAUAAGACUGUUGCGGUCAAAUGACAAAGGGUGGUAUAUUGCAGAACACAAAGAUGCCCAUAAUCACCCGCUGUCUUUGACGUGUGGGCAGAAGCUGCACUGGAAGUCUCAUAGACAUAUAGAUAGAUACACCAAGGAUCUAGUUAAACAGUUGAGAGACAAUAAUGUGGGGCUUGGAAAGGUGUUCAGUAUCGUUGGUAGUUAUUUCGGUUCAGUAGAUAAUGUGCCAUUUACGAAGAGGUCGUUGAAGACACUCUGUAGGAAACUAAACAGAGAGCAGUCUGACAUGGAUGCAGUGAAGACGAUGGAGAUUCUGUCUGAGAUGAAGGCUAAUGAUCCUGAUUUCAAUUACACAGUGCAAGUGGACGAGGAGAGCCGUGUAAAAACACUGAUGUGGGUAACAAGCAAAGGUUUUGAUCAGUACAGGUGCUUCGGAGAUGCAAUAACUUUUGAUACAACGUACCGGACCAAUCUAUAUGAUAUGCCUUUCGGUCUUUUUGUUGGAGUUAACAAUCACUUCCAAAGCAUAAUUUUUGGUGGCGCAAUGAUGAGGGAUGAGAAAGAGGACACAUUCAAGUGGAUAUUCAGGGAGUUCAUCCGCAUGGUUGGUGGCAAACACCCGCAGACGAUUCUUACUGACCAGGCGUGUGCUAUGGAACUGGCUAUUGCGGUAGAACUACCAAACACAGUACACCGUUGGUGUAAGUGGCACGUUUUGAAGAAGGCGAAGGAGUCGAUGGGUGUGCUCUGGAGCAAGGACAGUAAAUUUAAGAUGGAGUUCCACAAGCUUGUACAUCACAUGAUCACGGAGGAAGAAUUUGAAGCUGGUUGGCAGGACAUGUUGGGAAAUUACAACUUGAGGAAGCAUCCAUUCCUGACGCGGAUAUACGAGGUGCGGCAUAAGUGGGCAAAGCCAUAUUUUAGAGGCGUGUUUUGUGCAAAGAUGACUAGCACGCAACGAAGCGAAAGUGCUAACCAUCUGCUGAAGGGUUAUGUUCCACCGGGGUGCCCUAUGCACCUUUUCUUGAAACAAUUCGAAAAGCUUCAGUUUGACAGGGACUCAGAAGAGAGCUUCCAAGAGAAGAGGACAUUGCUAAGUGGUGUCUCACUUCGACUAAACCUGCCAAUAGAGGCAUGCUAGCAAGGUGUACACCCGAGCCAUGUUUGAGAAAUUUGGUGAAGAGCUGUAUAAAUGUGGCGCACAUGUGUUGGAUGAGAUUGUACCGAGAAAAAUCUACAAAUCAACACAUGUAGAUGCGGCGGCAAGAGAGAAAUGGAGUAAGGUAGAGUUCAAGAUUGAAGUGAAUGAUGAAGAGAGUUUUUUUAGUUGCGAAUGUGGCACAUUUGAACACUCUGGCUUGGUGUGUUGCCAUACAUUGCAGGUUAUGGUGUUGUUCCGUUUAUCGAAGAUACCCGAGAAACAUAUAAUGAAACGAUGGACAAGAGAUGCAUGAGAUGUUCUUCCAGCACAUUUGGUACGGUACCAAAGAGACAGAGGCCCUCCUUCUAGUGACACAUUCAGGCAUCACACAAUGUACAUGAAGGCGCUUGAAUGUGUGUUGCUUGGUGAUAGUAAUGUUAAGUGCUAUGAUGUUUUCAUGGCUAUGAUGAAGGAGGUGCAAGCUGCUCUCGUGCCGUUAAGCAGUGAUAAGGAUGGCAUGGGACUAGCCGAAAGGGAACAACAAAAUCAGUUGCUUGUUCAGAACCAGCAAGAGGCACUCGAGUUGCAAGGCUGUGCGACAAGGUCUGCGUGUGAUGGUGAAUCAAGUUGUUCAGUGAUUGCAGGACAGCAGAACAAAAGGCCAAGGGGUAGACCUACAACAAGCCGCGACAAAGCUCCGUAUGAAGAACAUUUGAAGAGAUCGCGGUUCUGCACGAUCUGUAGAGGUCAGGGCCACAAAUGCACAACUUGCCCAGAGAGAGGCGAUCUGCCCAAGGCGCCAAGGAAAUUGCAAAAGUGUUCAAAUUGUGGUGUGCUUGGACACAGGCGCAAUGCUUGUGGCACCAAGAAAUCUGGACCGUUCGAACCCAAUUUUCUGUAAGCGACACUGCUGCACACUGUGUAUUCAUUUUCAUCUUCGCCAGGACCAAUGGCUGCGUACGGAUUUGUCAUCUAAACACGGGCAUUUCUUACUUAACGUUAGCGGUGAUGUAAUUUAAUUUUUUCUAUAGCCUUCAAAUCUGUGCUUUGCGUGUGCGACAGCUUGCUGUUGCUGAUGUUGUGAUUUUUAGAGAAGACUGCAAUCUAUGGGGUAUCAUUUUUA